Molecule: messenger RNA, 1461 nt
Organism: Cherax quadricarinatus
Lineage: Eukaryota; Metazoa; Arthropoda; Malacostraca; Decapoda; Parastacidae
Source: RefSeq, a predicted model, not a curated record
AUAUAUGAACUCAAAGUUAAUUUGUACAGGUGGUAGUUGUAGAAAGACAUGCCGGUGUUGGUGACACAGCUUUGUUGAAACUUUCGUUGUCGUCGAGGAUGAAACUGGAGUGGGGGGGCCACAGCUGCUACGUGACAACUCUACGACAUUUUAGCCACACUUUUAUGUCGAGCCUUGAAUGAUCAGUCACGAUGACAGGAACGCAGGUUUUUCCCCACUAAAGACAUGAGUGGUAGCUGCUUGUGUUUAGGUACAAUAAGUAGAUUUUGGUGACGUCUCUUAACCAAGUUUAGGUUCUACUCCUUAAGGAAUCUCUGCAGUUGCCAGAUGAGCGAGUGGAACAAGCUUAUUAAAUUCUGUGGCUGGCGUGAUGCAGAGCUCGAGCCGUGUGUGGAGGAGGCAUAUUCUGCAUGGAAGGCUUUGAAGGAGGUUAACUUCCACUUCGAUCUUGCCCACACGACUGUGCUGACACGUGCCCACGAAACUCUCGAUGCCAUUCUGGAAGAAAUUGGUCAGAAAGACAUCCCAGUUUACAAGACAUGGCGAUUCAAUGAACGUCACUAUGGUGACCUUACUGGGCUAAAUAAAGCUGAAACUGCCCAGAAGCAUGGAGAAGAGCAAGUGAAAAUUUGGCGUCGCAACUUUGACAUUACACCACCACCAAUGGAUGAGAGCAACCCAGACUAUAGAGAGAUCCUGGAGGAUCUUCGCUAUGCUGAUAGCCUCAGCAAAGAGGAGUUUCCGAAGUUUGAAUAUCUUAAACUAACAAUUGAGAGGACUUUGACCUCCUGGAAUGGCACCAUUGUGCCCCAGAUUAAAGAUGGGAAUAUUAUUAUUAAUGCUGCUCAUGGAAAUUCCCUGAGAGGCAAUGUCAAACAUCUGGAUUCAGUGUCUGAUGAAGCAUUUAUUGGUUUGAACUUGCCAACUGGCAUUCCCUUUGUGUUCGAGUUGGAUGAAAGUCUGAAACCUGUGGUCUCCAUGAAAUUUUUGGGAGAUGAAACUGUUCGAAAGGCAAUGGAAGCUGUGGCAGCCCAAGGCAAGGCAAAAGAAAUUAUAGGUAAAAUAAAAUGGCCUGUCUCUACUCGCCUUUCCCUGAGAUUUGCAGAACGAGCUAUUUUGUUAGAAUGUAAGUUGUUAGUCAUUCACAUUAAAUUUGCUGUUAAAGCUUGUGAUGUAUUCAGUUCCCUUGACGUAUCAUAAUUUGAGGGAAUAUAAAUAUAUUUUUGUAACGGCUUGAUAAAGCUCCUGGAGAACGAAACUUUGCCACAAAAUGUGUUGAGAAUCUACAACCACGGUGCUCUCCACACCAACUCUAAGGACGAGGAACUGAUUACCUCAUCUUUCGUAUAUAGUUCUACUGUCUUCAAAUUAUGUCCUAGAAUCUGUAUUGGUAAAGCCACUGGAUGGCGAAACGUCUACAACAAAGAUAACUAGAUGUUGCACGAGUCUUAACUUUUAUCU